AUUUAUCACUUCCAGCACGUACUUUUCGCUCUCUUUCUCAGCCAAUCGUAGGGUUCGCCCGGCCUGUCCUAUUCGGAGGCUCUCGGGAUUGGCUCACGUAAAACAUGAGCAAGUUCGAGUGACCCUUGGGUGAGAGUGAAUGAAAUGUGCGGGCUGCUGGGAGCAGCGAAGUGCGGGGCAGCCGCGGGGGCUCGGUAAGGGGGAAGCGGUUGAACACGGAGAGAGCACGGCCGGGAUUCGGGUGACUGAAUACUGCAUUGUCAGCUGUUGGCCUCCACCGAUACAGUCAUGCCUAGUGUAACAGCCCGGGCUCCCCUGGCCCUGCUGCUGAUCGCUGCUCUGGUUCCACUUGCGGUGGUAGAAGCUGCUUUGGGUGACAAGGUGAUUUGGGCUGUCAAUGCUGGGGGCGAGGCCCAUGUGGACGUGCACGGCAUCCACUACCGGAAGGACCCGCUGGAGGGCAGAGUGGGCAGAGCAUCAGAUUAUGGCUUAAAGCUGCCAAUUCUCCGCUCCGCCCCAGAGGAUCAGAUUAUAUACCAGACCGAGAGGUACAAUGAAGACACCUUUGGGUACGAGAUCCCUAUCCGAGAAGAAGGGGAAUAUGUCCUAGUGCUGAAAUUUGCAGAGGUGUACUUUGCGCAGUCGCAGCAGAAGGUGUUUGACGUACGCGUAAAUGGACAUAAUGUGGUAAAAGAUCUGGAUAUAUUUGACCGUGUAGGACACAGCACAGCCCAUGAUGAGAUCAUCCCCGUGGUCAUCAAGAAGGGGAAACUUACUGUGCAAGGAGAAGUGUCCACCUUUACAGGGAAGCUCAAUGUGGAGUUUGUAAAGGGAUAUUACGAUAAUCCCAAAGUUUGUGCUCUGUACCUUAUGAAAGGAACAGUAGACGAAGUCCCACAGCUGCAGCCUCACCCUGGUCUAGAAAAGAAAGAAGAGGAGGAAGAAGAUGAAGAGGAGGAAAGCCCUAGUACAAGGAGGAAUACCAAGAAAAGUGUGCAGUCUGGUCCUCGCACCCCUAACCCAUAUGCCUCAGACAACAGCAGCCUCAUGUUUCCAAUUCUGGUGGCCUUUGGAGUGUUUAUCCCCACACUCUUCUGCUUGUGCCGGCUAUAGAAGGCCGGGUGCCAAUCUUUUCUUUAACUUUUUUUAAAUAUUUUUUUAUUCCCUUCCCCCCCUGAUUUGCUUUAGUUUUGUUUGUUUUUUUCCCCUGGUAAUUUUUCUGAAUCUUUUGACAAUGAAGCAGAAAAUCUCCUGGAAAGGAGAUAGGUGGCCCUCUACGAGCAGCAAAUCGUUGCCUGACCGUUUCAUGUUUACAUGGUGAAUGGAUCUGGAGCUGCGGCCAGUGACACAUCUGAACUAUAAGGCUCGUGCUCCUGAAAGGUUUUAGACAUCUAUUACAUGUAUUGAGGAGAACUGGAGUAGAAUGCAAGUGCUGCUAACUGAUUUUCUGACCUGGAAGAUCUAUGGGACUAUGGACAUACAGCCUAGAGAUUUGCACAGAGUUUUCCAGGGUACCAUUUCUGCAUUCUCUAUAUAUUUUUAUGUCAUUGGGUUCCAGCUCUCAAAAUCCUUUAACAACAACUCCUGCCAAACCUAUGUGAGUGUGCUUGUGUGUGGUAGCAGGGGAUUCCAGUACUCUGUUGUGGCGUCUCCAUGAUGGUGACUAUGAGCUAUGUCUUUCUGCUAUGCAUACAAUGGGGAAUAUUUGAUUUGCAAGCUUAUUGUUUUUAUGUAUGUUUUUUUAUUUUGCGUGAUUUAUACCAUGAAGUGACUCGCUUAUAAUUGCCUUUAGCCUCACUGUCCUGCCAUUUUUAAAGGGGUUGUUCCCGACUACUGGGGCCCUUCUUGAUCACUAGAGAGGUGAGUCUUAUUCCCCUGUAUGAAUGGUGCAGCAAGUUGCACUUUUUGCACCGACGUUACAUCCUUCUGUGGGACUGCAGGAGAUGGAGUACAGCACUUGGUUAUCUCCAGCAGUCCCUUGGAGUUGAAUGGAGCUGAAGUACGCACACUUGAGUGCUACUCCAUUCAAACUGGGGAACACUGGACCCAUGAUGAGGUCAGACGCAACCUCACAGAUCAGCUCCUAAAAGCAAUCAGCAGAUUUGUACCUAUGAGACUGACUGACCUGUUGAAUGUAUGCUUGGCAGCUGAAGACAUCUGUGUUAGAGAAUUUCAAUAUAUGCAAAUGAGCCUCUAAGAGCAACG
Molecule: messenger RNA, 2205 nt
Organism: Bufo bufo (common toad)
Lineage: Eukaryota; Metazoa; Chordata; Amphibia; Anura; Bufonidae
Gene: MLEC
Product: malectin
Exons: 5
Coding region: 289-1113 (274 amino acids)
Cellular component (GO): membrane
Molecular function (GO): carbohydrate binding
Source: RefSeq, a predicted model, not a curated record